AUGAUGUUUCUGGAGAUGCAGCGAGCGUUCAUGCUACACGGGCGGCGAGCAGUGACGAGAAGUGCGGUCGGCGUGCGGUACAUCUCGGAGGACAUCCAGCAGAAGGACGCACAGGCGGGCGAGAAGGCGACGGCGACGGCGACGGGGGUUAUCUACAAGUCGGACGAGGAAACGCUGAUGUAUUUCGACAACGUAUACCCGCGGGCGACGUCGUUGUGGCGGCCGACGCAGUGGUACAACAUUCUGCUGUCGAACCAGUCGCGGGAAGCGGUGAGGGAGAAGAUCAUGCGGCUCGCAAGCCCGGCAAGCAACCCGGUGCACGGACUGGAGCUGCGGUCGACGAUCCCGAUCAAGCGGGACGGCGGGGUGUUUGCGACGUUCCGGGUGCCGCGUGAGUACACGAGGGCGCAGGUGAACGCGUUGAUCCAGGCGAACACGCAGCAGGAGUCGUCGAAGUCGCUGCUGGCGGCGUUUACGCGGGCUGCAGCGUUCCCGGUGAAGGGCGUGCCGUGGAUCGAGGACCUGAAGCGGCUGCCGAACAACGUGGUGCGCGUGGAGGUGGAGGGCCCGGCGCUGUCGGAGGAGGAGUUGUACUCGCUGUUCCGGCGGUACGGCACGAUUCUGGACAUCUACCCCGCGGGCAAGAACGGCUAUGCGACGAUCCGCUACCGCUCGUUCCGGGGCGCGAUCUGCGCGAAGAACUGUGUGUCGGGGAUCGAGAUCAACGGCUCGACGCUGCAUGUCAAGUUUGAGCCUGUAGUCCGCGCGCACGCGAUCCGCGACUUCUUCGUGAACCACCCGCGCAUUGCCAUUCCCCUGCUGAUUGCCCUGUUAUCCAUCUGUGCUGUGCUGAUCUUCGACCCUAUCCGGGAGUUUUCCAUUGAGCAGAAGAUCACGCGCAUGUACACACUGUCGCGGGACAACUUCGUGGUGAAAAGCAUCCUGCGCCUCACCUCCUAUACGGUCUCAUCUGUGAAGCAUCUCUGGGGCUACGACGAUGACCAGCCAGAGAAACGACAGUUGUGGCAGGAGCGCGUGGAGAAGGUGAACGACCUGAAGAUGUGGUUAGAGGAAAACAACAACACUUUCGUCGUGGUGACCGGUCCUCGCGGCUCUGGCAAGCAUGAGCUCGUGAUGCAGCACACUCUGCAUGACCGUCCUAAUGUGCUAUAUCUGGAUUGUGAUACUUUGAUCAAGUCGCGUACUGAUUCCAAGUUUUUGAGGAAUGCCGCCCACCAGAUUGGCUAUUUCCCAAUAUUCCCGUGGUUGAAUUCCGUCACGACUCUGGUUGACCUGGCUGUUCAGGGCCUGACCGGCCAGAAGUCCGGGCUAUCUGAGUCAAAGGAAACGCAAUUCCGGAAUAUGCUGAACACUGCUAUGAUGUCUAUUAGGCACAUUGCUUUGUCCGGUUAUAAGGCGACUCUGCACUCUGGCGAUGAUGUUACGACUGUGAAGGAGGAGGACUACUUGCAACAGCAUCCUGAGCGCAAGCCGGUUAUUGUAAUAGACAGGUUCAGUAACAAGGCUGAGAUAAACGGUUUUGUGUACAAAGAACUCGCAGAUUGGGCGUCCAUGCUUGUUCAGAUGAACAUCGCGCAUGUUAUAUUCCUCACCGAGUCUGUAUCUCCAAACCAGUUGUUGGCAGAGGCUCUUCCAAAUCAAGUUUUCAAGUUCCUGUUUCUCUCAGAUGCGUCGAAGGACUCAGCGAGGAGCUACGUGCUUUCACAGUUAUACCCUUCUAGCCCAGCGUAUUCUGAAAAAAUGCCAGCAGCAGAUGCAGAUGCCAAUGAGGAGUAUAGGAAGGAGAUAGACCGUGCAUUGGAGCCUAUCGGCGGUAGAAUGUUGGACCUACAAGCGUUUGUCCGCAGAGUGAAAUCAGGGGAGGAGCCGUCUGAAGCAUUGGAAAAGAUGGUGGAGCAAGCAUCAGAGCAGAUCACUCAAAUAUUCUUAAGUGAGAGAUCGGAGCCGAUUAAAACGGCACAAGCUUGGGAGCUGAUCGAACUACUUUCACAAAAUGAUGUCGUGAAGUAUGGAGAUAUCGUUUUCAGGCCGUUGUUUAAGUCUUCUCCAGAGGCCGGGUUGUUGGAGUUAGAGAAAAAUGGGCUGAUCACAAUCAGCCGCAAUAGAGGAGUGUUGCAAGAUAUCCGGCCCGCUAAACCAUUGUUUAAAGCCGCAUUCAGCUACCUGUUACAGGACAAGGACCUGUCCAUCGUCCUCCGAACAGGUUACUACUUGCGACUAAUCGCGUUUGAAACUGGGCGGAUCAAAAAGUGGGAGGAGGAAUUGCGUCUAUUGGCAAAGGUUAGUGACCAAAGAAUAUGCAAGAGUCGGUUGAAUUACUUAGCAAGCAAAAUAGACGCCAGUAGUGGGGUAAUUAACAGUUGUGAGGACAAGGUAAAAGAAAUGUCAAAGCGUAUUUAG
Molecule: messenger RNA, 2421 nt
Organism: Eremothecium gossypii ATCC 10895
Lineage: Eukaryota; Fungi; Ascomycota; Saccharomycetes; Saccharomycetales; Saccharomycetaceae
Gene: YME2
Product: Yme2p
Exons: 1
Coding region: 1-2421 (806 amino acids)
Cellular component (GO): mitochondrial inner membrane
Molecular function (GO): RNA binding
Source: RefSeq, marked provisional